Molecule: messenger RNA, 2159 nt
Organism: Phodopus roborovskii (desert hamster)
Lineage: Eukaryota; Metazoa; Chordata; Mammalia; Rodentia; Cricetidae
Product: cationic amino acid transporter 3
Exons: 11
Coding region: 25-1929 (634 amino acids)
Biological process (GO): transmembrane transport; amino acid transport
Cellular component (GO): plasma membrane
Molecular function (GO): amino acid transmembrane transporter activity
Source: RefSeq, a predicted model, not a curated record
GGAUCCCUCAUUGCGAUACCUAGGAUGUUGUGGCAGAACAUCCAUCACUUUGGCCAGAAGUUGGUGCGCCGGCGACCCCUGGCAAAAAAUCAACAGUCUGAGUCUCCCUUGUCGCGAUGUCUGAGCACUUUGGACCUGGUGUUCUUGGGCGUGGGCAGCACCCUGGGAGCAGGCGUGUAUGUCCUGGCAGGAGAGGUCGCCAGGGAAAAAGCUGGACCAUCCAUCAUCAUUUGCUUCUUAGUGGCUGCUCUGUCUUCUGUGCUGUCUGGACUCUGUUAUGCGGAGUUUGGAGCCAGGGUACCGUGUUCCGGUUCUGCAUAUCUCUACAGCUAUGUCACAGUGGGCCAGCUGUUGGCUUUCAUCACUGGCUGGAACCUCAUCCUCUCCUACAUCAUUGGUGCAGCCAGCGUAGCCCGGGCCUGGAGUGCAGCUUUUGACGGCCUCAUAGGAAACCGCAUCUCCCAAGCCCUGCAGACCACCUUCCCCCUGCAGGUGCCCAGCUUCUUGGCCCAGUAUCCAGAUUUUUUUGCGCUUGGCCUGGUGAUUAUCCUCAGUGGAAUCCUGGCCCUAGGAGCACGAGAGUCUGCCCUGGUCACCAGAGUUUUCACAGGAGUGAAUCUUCUGGUGUUGUGCUUUGUCUCCCUCUCUGGCUUCUUUAAGGGCAAUCUACACAACUGGCAGCUGACAGAGGAUGACUACAAGCUGGCCGUGGCAGAGUCCAACAGUACUGACAGCUUGGGUCCUCUGGGCUCCGGAGGAUUCGUGCCUUUUGGUUUGAGUGGGAUUCUCCGCGGUGCAGCAACAUGUUUCUUCGCUUUCAUUGGAUUUGACUGUCUUGCAACUACAGGGGAAGAAGUCCGUUCUCCCCAGCGCUCCAUCCCACUGGGCAUCGUUAUCUCCCUCUUCAUUUGCUUCCUGAUGUAUUUUGGUGUUUCCUCUGCGCUUACCCUCAUGGUGCCCUACUACCAGAUUGACAUUGACAGUCCCCUGCCUAAGGCGUUUAUUCACACUGGAUGGGGCCCUGCCCAAUACGCAGUGGCUGUGGGAACAUUAUGCGCCCUUUCAUCCAGCCUCCUAGGUGCCAUCUUCCCCGUGCCUCGGGUGGUCUAUUCCAUGGCAGAGGAUGGGCUUCUGUUCCGGAGACUUGCCCGUGUACAUCCCCGAACACACACCCCUGUCCUGGCCACUAUCCUUUGUGGAACCAUUGCAGCACUUAUGGCUUUCCUUGUUGAGCUCAGUGACCUGGUGGACCUCACAUCCAUAGGGACCCUGCUCGCCUACUCCUUGGUGGCCUUCUCUGUUCUGGUCCUCAGGUACCAGCCAGACCAGAACUUAAGCUCCUGUAAGAAGGAGGAAUCCGAGAAUGGAGCUGUCGAGAUGGAGCCUGCUCUUGAGCUAUGUUCAUCCAUGGAUCCCAUUUCUGCAGCAGGGACUCCAGGAAUUGCAAGGAGCCUCUGUAUCCCCUCAGAUACCACCCCGACUCUGAGAUCUGGCCGUAUUGUCUAUGGGUGUGCCUCCCUGCUUGUCCUCCUUCUGUUGUUCCUGUGCUUGGUCCUGGCCCAAUGGUAUGAACAGCUAUUCUCUGGAGACCCGGUUUUGAUAGCUGUGGCUGCCUCCCUGCUGCUACUCAUUGUCGGGAUGGUUGUUGUCAUCUGGAGGCAGCCACAGAGCAGCACUCCUCUCUACUUCAAGGUACCAGCUGUGCCCCUGCUCCCUGUGUUGAGUAUCUUUGUGAAUGUGUACCUGAUGAUGCAAAUGACUGCCGGGACCUGGGCUCGAUUUGGAAUCUGGAUGAUGAUUGGAUUUGCUAUCUAUUUUGGAUACGGGAUCCGGCACAGCUUGGAAGAGAAGGAUGACCAACAUCCAAAAGCAACAGCCUCAAGCUCCCAAACUGUCCAGGAACAAACUUCCAGUGUUGAAUUAGCUUAGGUGCAGAAAGACCCUAUGGGUGUCUGUGUGUAGGGGGAAGGCAGCCCUGGUCAUUGAACUUAGAGCCUUGUAUAUCGGAGGCAAGUCCUGUAGGUGUCCUCAGGUUAAGGAAAAGCUUGAAUAUUUGUAGGCUGUAGAUGGGACUUAUUUUUUAAAGUGUUAUUAUUUGUGAGCAAAUUCCUUAAAUUUUUUUCUUUUGCACUAAAAUGGGACCCAUGGUUUUGCAUAUG